Molecule: messenger RNA, 681 nt
Organism: Cryptococcus amylolentus CBS 6039
Lineage: Eukaryota; Fungi; Basidiomycota; Tremellomycetes; Tremellales; Cryptococcaceae
Exons: 5
Coding region: 1-681 (226 amino acids)
Source: RefSeq, a predicted model, not a curated record
AUGGGCAACAUUUCGUCUGCUUUGGAUUCGUCUGGCGGCAAGGGUGUUGUAUCUGUCCCGGACGGAUACACUGCACCGCAAUGGCCGUCGCUUUACAUUCCAACACUAGACUCCACAAACGAUCAGCGUGGUAUCUUUCUCUAUGAGGCUGAGGCCAUCUGGAGGUUCACACUGUACUGGACACUUCUUCUCCUGUGUUCACUGUUUCUACUUUGCUCGACUCUCGCAUCCUUCACCCUGCUCCUCUCCCUCACAGUCUUUCGCCCAUCCUCUUCAAAACCGCUGAAUCCUCCGCCGAGCGACAACCCCGCCCAGCCAGCCGAAGCCAAACUACAUUCCUCUUCCUCGACAACGUCUGACAAUCCGGUAUCGGAUCCGAACAACGCUACGCCACUACGCUCAAGAGACUCUGCCCAUCCUGCACCGCCCAAACCCAAGAUACUUGAAAGAGCAAAGCGAAAGAGGCCUCCUCUGUGGCCAGUCCUGAUUCUGCCACUGGUAGCCACUGCCUUGGCAGCGGGAGUGGCGCUUGUCACGGGGACGGUAGUAGGCUUUGCAUUGGCGGCGGUAUACUCGGCCGCGGGAUUUAGCAUGUCGACCUGGGUACCAUUCCUGUGGGCCCUGGUCAUAGCUCUGGUUCUCAUCAUAUCGAGCUACUCGACCCUCACCUCCAUCCUCUAG